Messenger RNA from Drosophila mauritiana, 10810 nucleotides. Its product is annotated as microtubule-associated protein futsch. Lineage: Eukaryota; Metazoa; Arthropoda; Insecta; Diptera; Drosophilidae. The record is from RefSeq and is a predicted model, not a curated record. Gene Ontology annotation, cellular component: endoplasmic reticulum. The coding region runs from base 104 to 9775 and encodes 3223 amino acids. The transcript has 9 exons.
AAAAAAGAAAAAAUAAAAAACUACCAAGCAACUCAAGACCAAUGCAAGCAUUAAAAUUAAAAGUAAACCACCAACUGUUGAGUGUUAUCAUAAAGUCAGCAAAAUGAGUGAAACCAAGAAGCUACUCGAUGCAUUGCUAUGCGAUAUCUACGGCAGGCAAGAAGUGCUGGCCAAACGUAUAAGGCGUUGUUGCCGGAAUCCUGUCCUUAAACGAUCCCCGAAGAAGAAGAAAGGACAACUGGCGCAAUUGGCCAGCGGCAUGGUCGGUGAUCGGUCCGCCCUGGAGCGUUUGGAUGUGCGCAAGCUCAUCGACGUGUGCGCCAUCCUAAAGGUCGAGAUCCUUAUGCUGGGCUAUCUCCUGGAGCGGGUGCUCGUGGCCAGGGAUCGUCUGCAGAGGCAUCAGGAGGUCCUGUGCGAGUUCGUCACUGCUGUGCUCAUCGUGGAGAGUGACGAUGCACAGCCUAAAAUGCGUUUUAGCCUCUCACCACCGCCGCAGAAAGCCAUUACCAGUGCCCGCCUAACCUCGCCCACUAAAAACAGCCUCAGCAGCAGCACCACCAUCACCACCCCCGGCAGCAACAAUAGAAGCCCCAGCAGCACCAAAACCACCAUGCUGACCCGCAAUGGCGGAGGCCACGGGACCAGCCCCACCGCCUCCGGAUCCGGACACGCUCCCUCCGCCUCCGCCGCUGCCGACGAUGAAGCCACCUCGGAUUACAACCAGUGGCUGCAUGCCAUGAAGCUGGUGGCCCGCCUGCCCGGAGGCACUCCACCCGAGUUCCGACGCAAGUUGUGGCUAUCGCUGGCGGACAAGUACCUCAAGUCGAAGAACGUGGACUGGGCGCAGCAGCGGGAGAAGUGCUUUUGCGAGGAGUGGCGCGAGGAUGACGAGGAGCUGGGCAUACAAAUCGUCAAGGAUCUGCAUCGCACUGGCUCGAAUCUGUGCACCGGUCCCGCGGGCUCCAUAAACCAGGCCAAGCUGAAGCGCAUCCUUCUGGGCUAUGCCCGUUACAACCCCGAGGUGGGCUACUGCCAGGGAUUCAACAUGCUGGGCGCCCUCAUACUGCAAGUGAUGGACAAGGAGGAGGAGGAGUCCAUGAAGGUCAUGAUCUACCUGGUGGAGGGCGUUCUGCCCACGGGCUACUUCUACGGCUCGAUGGGCGGCCUGCAGGCGGACAUGGGCGUCUUCCGGGAGCUGAUGCAGACGCGACUGCCACGGUUGGCGAAGCACCUGCAACGCCUCCAGGGACCCGUCGAGAAUGCCUUCGAACCGCCGCUAACCAAUGUCUUUACCAUGCAGUGGUUCCUCACCAUGUUCUGUACCUGCCUGCCCAUGUCCUGCGUCCUGCGCGUCUGGGACCUGGUCCUUAUCGAGGGCAGUGAUGUCCUUCUUCGCACCGCCCUCGUCCUUUGGAGUCUGCUUGAAGAGCGUGUGAUCAGUGUCCGUUCUGCAGAUGAGUUCUAUGGCAAGAUGGGAUCCUAUUCCAGUGAACUCCUCAAUGGCCAUCUUGUGGACUCCAAUGGUCUUAUUGAGCGUGUGGUGAAGCUAGGACCCAUUGCAGAUUUGCGACAACUGCGGGAUAAGCAUCUCUACAACAUUGCCCCAUUGCGUCACAAACAAGGAUUGCAGCUCUACUACGACGAGGAGGACACCCAUUCGGAUGAGGAGCGCUUGGCGGUAGCAACCGUAUUCGGCUUGAAUUGGGGUAGACGUGGAUCGGUGGGUCCUGCGGCGGCAGGAAAGCAGCAAGUGGAACAGAAGGAUCGCCUCGCUUUGGAUAUUUCCCUGCUGAAGAAGCAGUACGAUAGGCUGCGCGAGCGCCAGAAGCAGGCCCAUGUCAUCCUAACCACCGCCUGUUCGACAGCAGCGCGCCAAGGAUCGGGUCCAGCGAGCAGCUCCCAGCCGGCGGUCCCUGUAAACCAGUUACUUCUUGGUCGCCCUGCAAUAGUAACCAAUAAGGGAAAGCGGGUUGGAGCACCGUUGGGCGCCAUUCCACCUGCUCGAAAGCCCUCCCUUCCCGCUGUCCUCCAUACCAAACCAACAACAGAAAAACAGUUGCGAAGGGGAGAGACCCUCCUCUGGAGGGACACCGAUCCAAGCCGCAGACGACGAGAUAGUCUGACCUGGAAGGAGAUCAAAGCAGAUCGGGCUGCCAUGAUACGAGAGGGCGUUGAUGUCAGCUCCGUGAGAACGCAGAAGCUGCGCACACGCUUUGGAAAAAGUGAUAGCUCCUCAUACAGCGAGGAUAGUGAUGGUGAGCAGGAGUCUGGGCCAGGAGGAGGAGGAGGCUCCAGCACGGACACCAGCCUUUGCGAUGACGAUGACCCAAAGUCCACGGAGAAGAGUCCCAAGCAGAAGGCCAAGCUAGCACGCAAGCUCAAGGAGCAGAAGCAGUUGGCCGGUUCCAGGGACACGAGCUUGGAGCGGCAGAGACCCAAAUCUUGGGCUCCAAGCAGCCAUGAGAUUCCCUUCAUGCUGAUGGGUACGGAUAGUGGCGACGAGAAGGACGAUAAGGCGUCGAAAGAUGGGGCGGGUACUGGAGAUCAAGCGGAGGAUAGUGCCACGGAAAGCGGUCGUUACGAAUUUGACAGAGAAUUACAUUUGAUCAGCUCCAAGAUGGAGCCACUAAAGCUUCCUUUCGACCCCGAAUUCCCAGGCAUGACUUCCGUUAGUCCUAUACCGUCGCCCCGAGAAAAAAGUGAAGCUGAAGAGGAUUUGCUGGAUGAGCGAAAGCCAUUCGAUGUGAGCGAUGAUGGAGUGACAAAUCAGUAUUUCGAGAGGGUUAACAGCGUGGAGCGGCCCAAUCGUCUGGAAUUGUCCUACUCGCUCAACGAGGAAGAGACGGAUACUAAUGCCAUUUACCUAGAGGAGAGGGAAAAAGUUGAGGGGCAUAGUGGUGAUAGGGAAUAUAAUUCCGUACCCCCUUUCUACCCAAGAGAGGACGAUGAUGGUGUACAGGGUGAUGGCAAGGUGCCACAGAUUCGGGACGAUAACAUUCCAGGUGAGAACAAGGACGAUUACAAAGAGCUUCUGAGCAUGACGAUAGAGGAAACUACUGGAUACAAACCACCACCUCCCACAGCCAGCACAUUGAGUAAUGCAAGCCGAAAGAGACGAGAUCCUCGCCGAAAAACCUUGACCCGCUCAUCGACCAUUGAAAUCGAGGAACGGUAUCAGGCCCUGGAGCGCAGGAUCAGUCAGGAUCAGCCAAGUGGGGAUCGGCAAGCCAAGUACAUUCCUAGCACAGCUGCUCUAGAGGAGCGGUUUAACACCCUUGAAAAGCAACUGAGUGCUGAAAAGCAACGCAAGGAGCUGACCGAAAUGGAGGCUGAAUAUCCAAUUAAAUCCGAGAGAAUUCCCUCUACCGCCGACCUGGAAUCACGGUUCAAUUCCCUAACAAAACAAAUGAGUUCCAGCGAAUCUAGUUCCAAAACUCCCAUUGAUCUCAAGGACGAGGACAGACCCAGUGGUAGCAGCUCCAAGAACCAGAAGGAUAGCGAAAAAACCAGCAAGCUGCACAAAUCCGAGGAACCUGAAUCUAACACAAAGGAAACUACAGAGGAAACAGAAACCAGCGAUAGCAAAGAAAGUAAAAGUGAUGAAAAGGAAACGGAGCCACCACGCCUCAAGAAACUUCCAUCAACUGCAGAGCUGGAAGACCGUUUUAAUGCCUUGGAACGCAAAAUGAGUGUUCAGAAGAGCAGCCCAUCCAAGAACAAAAAAGAACCACCCGAUGAAGAAGAAUCGGAAUCUACAAAAGAGCCAGAAGAACCAGAGGAGUCAGACAAAGCAAAUGAGAAGACUUCGGGCAGUCAAUCACCUAUUGCUAAAAAGGAUCCCAAAGAUAAUGAUCAGAAAAAACCUGAAACUAAGGAGGAGAACCAAUCACCUAACAACCAAGACCAGAAAGUCAAAACCAAAUCCACCAAAAGUGAAGAGAUGAUUGAAAAAGAAACUUCUAAGCCGAAGGAGGAUUCACAAGAAUCGAAAACUGCUCCAAAUAAAAAGGUGGAAGCUAAUCGAAAGCUUAGCUCAGAAGAAGGUGAUCACACAAUAAAAGAAAAGAGGGAAGAAUCUCCAGGGAAAACCGAUAAAGAAACUGCAGAAGCCAAAAUUGAAAAUGUUAAAGACUCGUCAAAAAAAAGUGAUUCUCAAAAGAAAGAAGCCGCUAAGACGUCGGUUUCACAAACUGAGGCUGAUUCAAAACCAGGUUCUAAAGGAAAUGCAACUUCUAAGGAUGCGGAACAAGAAAAGACCCCUCGAAAAUCUCCACCCUCCACUGAAGAAUUAGAAAAACGUUUUAAUGCCUUAGAAAAACAGAUGAGUACCACCAACUUAGAAACAACUAGAGAACCUGAUCAAACUAAUCCAGCAACCAAAAGUCAAUCUUCGAGUGCCGAAGUUAAGACGCAGAAAUCCAUGAAAUCUUUUGACGACAAGAUCAAAGAAGUUAAUGUGGCUAUCGAAAAGGAGCAGAAGAGAGUUGAGGUGGAGGAUAAUGCUGAAAAGAAGCGCAAAAACGUUGAAGAAAGUUGCAAGACGGUCGACAACAAUUUGGAAGCCCCAAAAAACAAAGAAGAGGACUCUCAGCAACCAGAAGAGUGUCAACAAAAGGGUAUGAAUCAGCGAAGAGCUUCUGAGCCACCGUCAACGGAGGAUCUUGAGAAGCGUUAUGAAACCUUGAAGCGUCGCAUGAGUAGCAAGAAUCAAUUUAGCGAAACCGUGGACGAAGCUCUCGAGCGGAUCCAGCAGGAGGUAAUCUCCGAAGCAGUGGAGGAAAAGAAGCCACCGCCAUCGACGGAGGAUCUGGAGAGCCGCUUUGAGGCACUGCAUGGCGAUAAGAAAAACGUGGAGUCCAAAAUGGCCGAAACCAAACACGUAGAUGUGGCCAUUGAAGCGCAUAUUCCAUCCCCACCUCCGCCGCCACCACCACCAAAGGAACGUCCUGUCCUGGCCGAACCAGUUCUCCACCAGCAACAGGCUCUGAUCGAGGAGCUGCAGAGCAAGAUGCGAGGCCAAUCACCUGGCGAGGAGAACCUGAAGCCCAGCGAGAUAAAUCCGCAGAGGAGGCAGAGAAAGCUACUGCAACGACCCACGCCCAUGGGCGAUGAGACCUCGGAAGCACCUGCAAACACGGCUUACUACAGAGCGGCAAACCACGAACAAUGGCAGCAGCGCAUGGUGCGUCGGUUCUCUGAUUUACCCUCCCGGGCCGAUCUGGAGAACCGAUUGCAGUUCCUGGAGAGGCAACUCUACAAGAAGUUCUACAAGCAGCGCUGUGCAAGUGAUUCCGAAGUUGCAUCGAGGGUCAAACUCCCGCCCGAGGACCAGCCGAGCACCUCUAAGCAGGCCAAGGAACUGGAAGUCGAAGGACAGCUGGAGCAGCGUGUCCUGGCGUUGGAGAAACAGCUGAGCGAGAACAGUCUCAAGUUGCUGGAAGCGAUGAGGGAGCGCCAACGGUCAGCAGAUGACAGUGGCUCCCCUAGGCGAUUGAGCACGGAGACAAUCGACGCCACCGGCAAGGAGCUUGUUAGGUACACCCAGAACAUUGGGGAGCUGGAGGAAGUCGACGCCCACAAGCCCAUCAACAUAAGCAUCAAUAUCAAGAUGAUGGUCAACAAAGACAGUGAGUCCAAGCAGCCGAAGGGUGAGUCCAAACCCACAACAGAAGAUCUGACUCGUCGUCUGGAGCAAUUGGAGCAGCAACUGUUGGAGGAACGGGCCAAAAAUGGGUCGAUCCCAACAGAAAAUGGAGUGCUUGAGGAGAAACCAGAAAAGCUCGAGGAAAAGGAUUCCUGCAAAAAGCAGGAGAAGAACUGCCACAAUCAGCACGUCAAAGGUGAUGAAGUCGAGAAAACAGAAGUGCCGGCUGAUAGAAAAAUUGAACCUGCAGCGGCUAAAGAGACUAAAACCCUUGAAAACGAAGAGAAAGCUCAAACCCGAGCAAAAGUUGUGGAUACUGAAAAAUCGGUUAAAGAUCAGAACGCAGUGGCGGAUGAAAAAUCUGUUCAAGACCAGAAUGUAGUGGAUGAUAAGAAAGCAGAUAGAGAAAUUUUGGAUAAAACAAAUAAAUCUUCCUCUGCGGGGAAAUCAGAAGAUACAAAACAGAUGUCAGGGAAAAAAGAGAAAGCAGAAAACAUAAAUCAGACGUCAGAGGCCCCCAAAGCUGGAGUCUCUAAAGAAACAUCCACGAGAGGGAAACCCUCCGAAACUAAGUUGGAAAAUCCCACAACUAAAGACCCUGUUCCUAAAAAAGCUUCAACUAAAGAAGCUUCCCCCAAUAAGAAGAAUCUUAAUAGUGAGGAACCCAAAUCCAAAGAAAAGGAAUCUACAAAAACGGAAACACAAAAAUCAAAGGAAACCCCCACAGUUGCGGUCAGCCCCAAGGAAAGCAAAGUAUCGAGCAAACAACUGCCAGAGAAAAAAGAAGCAAUUAAAGACUCUUCUUCCAAAGAACUGCCCGACAAAAUGGUUAUCAAUUCCACAGAUGUGGGACCCAUGGAUCCCAACGGCAAAACAGUGGUACUGUUAAUGGACAACGAACACAGAGCUUCGAAGGUUAGAAGAUUGACCAGGGCCAACACGGAAGAACUGGAAGACCUCUUCCAGGCCUUAGAGAAACAGCUCAAUGAUCGAAAUCUCGUCAAAUCCGAAGAUGGUCGCCUGAUACGAGUAGAUCCCAAGCCAAGCGCUGAGCAAGUGGAGCAGACUCAGGCUAUUUCUGACCUCACUAAGGAAAUAGAGGACUUUACCAGCGCCAAACCGGAGGAGGAGAAUCCAAAGGAGGAGGCAAAAGAAGAGAACCCGGAGCCCGAAGAGCCGGAGGACUUCGACUGGGGACCCAACACUGUGAAACAUCACUUGAAACGCAAAACAGUCUACCUGCCCUCCACCAAAGAGCUGGAAUCUCGCUUCCGCUCCUUGGAACGGCAGAUAAAACUGCUUGAGGAUGUGGAAAAGAUCGAUGUAGAGCAGCGGCUGAAUGAAAUUGAACGUAAAAUUAAGCUGCAGUACUCUCUUUCCCACGAAAAGGAUCUGAACAAAUACUUGGAACUGUGUGAAGGUAAGGGACUAGAUGACGAUGAACCUUUGCCUGUGGAAACCCCGACGAAGGAGGCGGAAAUUACCACAGCUAGAGAUCGUUCUCGUAGUCCCGGGCGCAAAGCGGUGGUUACCAAAUCUCCGUAUACCUCUCCAUCGCGAAAGGCCACCAUUAAAACACCACAUACUUCUCCCACCCGGAAGCCUAUCAUUAAAUCUCCUUAUACAUCUCCUUCCCGGAAGUCGGCCAAAUCCCCUUAUACGUCACCCUCCAGAAAUCGACAGAGAUCACCUUCUCCAACUCGAUCGCCGGAAAGGAAGUCCAAGAGAAGUCCCUACACUUCACCAGCCCGUCGCAAGCCGCAUCCUAAUGAUCUUCCCAUCUCAGAUGAUUUAGAGUACAAAUAUCGAGUACUUGAUUUGGUAAGAUCGAAAUCCAAGGAGAACCUGGCCAAGCGAAUGAACGAUCCCAACAGAAAACCGGCCAUUCAUCCCUUGGAAAUGAUUCUCAGUCCCAGUCCGGAUGCAGAUGCGAUACCUACAACAGGAGAACUAGAGCACAGAAUACGUGUCCUGGACGAAAAGCUCAAAUCGCCAGCCAAAACCCGCUCAAAGUCGCGCUCUCGAUCGCCAACCAUCGAAGACAUAAAACGUCAAAAGAUGAGAGAUGAGAAAAAGCCCAGGACUCCUGUUCACAAUCUGGAAAGGAUUGUCAGUUCACCUGGUAGACCAGAACCACCCACUGCCGAAGAGCUCGAGGAGCGCAUACGAAUCCUGGAGCAGGAGCAUAAGUUUGACUUUAAGACCCAGAAGGACUACAAGGCAUUCAAUCAAAAGCUCAAGGACGUCAUCUCACCCUCGCUCUCCUUCGACGAAUUCCGGGCAGCCAAGUCACGUGAGCAAAGUCCACGCCGCCAUGGCCCCACUACGCCCAAGUCUGCCCUGCGUCGCGAUGAUUUCGAUGAAGGCUACUGUGGCGGUACCCACACAUCCACUCACUACCGCCCCACCAGCCCCAAGGUCAUUCGGUUCCGAGAUGAGGACGAGGAUGAGGACCAGUUUGAAGAAGCACCCAGACCGAAGUCGCGUCAGACCAGCGAACGAAUGGUGGGCACCACUCAUGACGUUUUGGACUGUUUAACGGAGAAUACUAAAAUUCUUCAACGUAUUCUUAAGAAGACUCUUGCAGAUCAACCAUCGGCCACUCGCAGCUACGCCAGCAGCUCGGAGGGUCUGGAUGCCUUGGGUAGUCGUUUAAUGAGGGAAACCUCUCCGAUUACCCGAACCGGAACCCAUACGGGAGUACCACUGCGUACGGGGGAGAACAUCAACGACCGCCUGAGUUCGAUCAAGAACUCCAUCAAGUCGAUCGACACGCUGUGCGAGGAGAAGCCAUACCAGAAGGAGAAGUGCCAGCGGUACAUUGACUCACUGUUCACGGACUCACUUCACUUUGCCAGCAAGAAGAGCUCCCUGGAAGACCUCAGUCUCAGCAGGAGUCUUAGUCGCAGCGAGAGCAGGGGAAGGAGUAUUCACAGAUCAGGAGACUAUGCACCUUCGAUUAGGGUCACCUCCGAGCACCGAUCAUUGGGUUCGGCGGAUUCUCGAAGGAGUCCUUUGGGCAACCGGGACACCAGUCCAUUGCACCACAGAUCGCAUAGGGAUAUUAGCCGGGAGCUGUCCCCUCGACGUAGACGCUUGGAGGAGGAGGAUGAGGAGCGUAAGGAUCGGGAGAGCAGUAGGGUAAGACGUGAUAACUUGUUGCCAAAUUAUUUUGCUGAUAAUCGUAGCGAACUAAGUAGCGGGAGUAGUUUAACCGGGUUUAACCACAAAGUAGAUAGACAACUAGAAGAGACGUGCGCCAAGUAUGCGGACGAUCGACGCUCGGCCUGUCGCACACCGUUGAGCCACCCGUAUGAGUCCCGCACCACAGCCACACGCCACAGCCACACAGAUCCAGUCCAGAUCCCAGCCAACCCAGCAGGAUCAGCUACUGCAACAGAUAGUUUCCCGCGGCCCGUGUCGCCAUAUCGCCAGCCGUACGAUCCCUACCAUCGGUCCCCUGGUGGUGCCGGUGGCACGCCCCUCUAUCAGCCCGGCAAGCUGGAGAUCCGCCACACCACCGUCACCUCGACCUUCUACGAUCGGUUCCUCACUGAGAAGCAGAUCGAGCGGCAGACCCACUCCCGUCCGCCCAGUCGUUCGCCAGUGGUUUCACCCUCGGUCCCAGCCAAAAGCUACGUCGAAUUGUGCAGCACCACCUCAGCCACAUCCAGCACCUCCGCCUCCUCAUUCAUGUCCAGCAGCUAUGCGGGCCCCUCCUUUUCGCUGCCCUCGGCCAGCAACUAUUCCUAUUUAAAUCCGGUUUCGGGCUCGGGUUCGGGCAAUUCGUCAAUUUCGCCGCGCGCCAGUUGCUCGGAUCUCCGCUCCACCACCAGCGGCCCCACAUCCACCACUACCACCUCCGUAACCACCUCUUCCUACGUGCCCUACAAUUUCACCAGCUCUUUCACAUCUCGCUUGAACGAUCCCAUUACCACUUCCACUACCAGUGCAGUGAGCACUAGUUCCCUUACCCAUUCUACGGGGGUCUACAAUCCCAUGAUGUCCUUCACGCUGAGGGAACCACUAGCCAGCAGUUCCCUGGGUGGUUCAAGUGCCUCUCCAUUGCUACCGUUUCAGUUUAACAGAACUUUCACUUCCAACUUCGACAAGGAACAGAACAAACAAUAGAGGGAUGCACAUCAAUCGUUAACCAAAGGUUGUCCAUACACAUCACAAAGCCCCUAUUAAAGUUUUAAAACAUUGAAAAGAAAUCAAGCUCAAAGCACUGAGAGAAAAAUCUGUCUAAAAUAAUUAUUCUUCUUUUAAUUGAAUUUUUCCAUUUUUGUGGUUCUGAAAAUAUCAAAUAAUCAAGAAUUAUCUUAAAGUUAACAGGUUGCCACUUUCUCAACUGUUCUUGUACCAUGUUUGCCGAUUUUAGUUAGGUUUUUAUCUCAGUCAGCCUAACUUUCGCUAAGCAAUAUAAAUAUAGUAAAUAUUAAAAAAAACAGUUUAAGGCAAAUAAAUACCUAAACACAUAUAUAUCUAAAAAUAUAUACAAACCUUGCAAAUCGGAUAUUUAUUCUUCAAGCAACUCUUGCACCAAACCAUUUUGGCUUCUUGCAACUUACCUCAUCUACAUUGACAGCACCAGCAACUCAACUAAUCAUAACUUAGCAAAGAUUUUUAUACAAUAUAUAUCUACGUAUAUACAAAGAAUAUAGCUAUCGAAACUGUAACCAAAUGCGACGAGGAGGGCAAGAUGUUAAUAUCCAACUUUUUUCAGCGUUAACCAAAGUUUAGCCUCUAAUUCCUUGAAGAACUUUAACUUUAAAACACUCAAUUAACCUUAAACUUUUCCUUAAAAUGAACUAAUCAAUUAACAUGGUUUACACUAGCCAACAAAUACGCAAGAAACCAAUAUACAAACACACACACUUUGAAACGGUGUAAAACUUAAAGUGCAUUUUUGGGCCGAGUUAGUCGAGGAUGCUAAACAUAAUGAUUAUUCAAUUACGUUAACUGACUGACACAAGCCGUAAAAUUAGUUUACCAACAUUGUUAAAUACACACGCAGCCAUAUAUGUACCUAUACCAAUUGAACGAUAUAUAUUGUAUUUCAUUAAAUACCAAUUGCAGUUGUUGAAUUUCAAUUAUGCAAAAGACACAAUAACGACUAUGAAUAAGCAAGAGAAAGCAAACCCGAAUGCAAAUGGAUAUAGAAAC